UUGGUCUUACUCAUAAUGUGCGAGCUUGACCCGGUCAUAGCUUCAGUGGAGGAACCACACAUUACUCACACAUAAUGACUAUUAAAACAGCACACUGCUGAAUCCACGCAGACACCCAUUCCGCCAGUUUGGAUGACUACCUGAAAACUCGUAAAACGUUAUUUAUGUAGACGACUGAGUUGCGCGUGCGCCGUGAUCCUACGUGUCCCCCCAGCUUGAGGUAACGCUAUGUUGCUUGGCUUUAAAACCAGCAGCUGCACCAGGAGCAGAGGCGCAGACCCAGUGCAACAUCAGAGCCAGUCACACGGGGAGGACAGCACCACAGCUCCGGGCAGGGGAUCGUAGCGGGGCUCCAGGCGAACAUGCAGCCAUUUCUGUAGAAAAACGACCUUUGCGUUUUUUAUAUGGAGGGCGCACUCAUGUGGAUGAUCUCCCACAGCCAGGUCCACACAGUGUGAUGAUCUAUUUUUGUGAUGGCGAAGGGUCUGUUUCCACGGGCUUGGGUGAAAAAGUCGUUCUACUUCCAGGCUCGGAUCUCCUUCGUGCGGGUGAAGUAUCUGUUCCUGACCUGGCUGGCGGUGCUGGUGGGCAGCUGGGUGCUCUAUGUGCAGUACUCAGCGUACACAGAGCUGUGCAGAGGACACGAGUGCAAGAACGCCAUCUGUGAUAAAUACAGGAAGGGGAUAAUCGAUGGGUCUGCAUGCAGCAGCCUGUGUGACAAAGACACUCUCUACCUGAGCAGGUGUCUGUCAACGCUGGCUGAUAACCAGGUGUACACAGGAAGCUGGGGGGACCACGAUGGGAUCAUCCGCUGUAAGCUGGGGGAGGUUGUGCACUUAGAACUGGGCGAGGAGCCGGAGCCCCGGAGAGAAACCCCCGUGUUCGACAAGCCCACCAGAGGCACCUCAGUGGAGAAGUUCAGAGAGAUGGUCUUCAAUCACCUCAAGUCCAAGCUCGGAGAGCAGACUAACCUCGCCAGCCUCGUCAGCCAGAUCCUCACUGUCGCCGACGGCAACACAGAUGGACGGGUGUCACUACCAGAAGCCCGCUCUGCGUGGGCCCUCCUGCAGAUGGAUGAGGUGCUGCUGGGCCUCCUGCUGCAGGACCGCGGUCACACUCCUCGCCUCCUGGGCUUCUGCGGGGAUCUGUACAUGACGGAGCGCGUCCACUACGGGCCCCUGUACGGUUUGUCUCUCCCAUGGCCCCUGGUGUCCUGGGUCCCCAGUAGCAUGCAGCGCUCCAUGGACCAGUGGUUCACCCCCUCAUGGCCUCGCAAAGCCAAGAUCUCCAUGGGCCUCCUGGAGCUGGUGGAGGACCUCUUCCACGGCACCUACGGAAGCUUUCUGAUCUGUGACCUCGCUGCAGCGCACUUUGGUUAUACCGAUCGACACGAGCUCCGUCUGACUGACGCCCGGGCGGUGGUGUCUGAGGACGAGUUCAAGCGCACCAUGCGGGCGCUGAAGUGCGAGACGGACGCUGACUGUGUGUACGGGGUGGACUGCAAGACCUUGUGUGAUUUGUCGGAGAAACGAUGCAAGGAGGAGCCAGUUCAGCCCAACCUGGCGAAGGCGUGCGGCACACUGAAGGACUACCUCCUGCGGGGGGCGCCCUCAGGGAUGAGGGAGGAGCUGGAGAGGCAGUUGUACUCCUGCAUGGCUCUCAAAGCUAGUAAUGCUGGACAAAUGAACAUGGAGCACUCCCUUAUUCUCAACAACCUGAAGGCUCUGCUGUGGAGACAGAUCUCGCACACCAAGGACUCGUGACAAGGACGGGAAGUCACCUGAAGUUGGUUCCUCACACGGAGUAUGAAAGAUGCUGUGAUUUAGGAAUAGCACAUUUAAUGAAGUAGUUUUUAUUUACUCUAUAAACUCUUGAACGGUCAGACUGAUGGAGACUCUAUACACUCUUGAACGGUCAGACUGAUGGAGACUCUAUACACUCUUGAACGGUCAGACUGAUGGAGACUCUAUACACUCUUGAACGGUCAGACUGAUGGAGACUCUAUACACUCUUGAACGGUCAGACUGAUGGAGACUCUACCUCCUCUCUCCGAGCGUCAGAAGUUGGGCCUGGAAAACAAGGCUAAGAACUUUGAAAUACUAAACUCGACUGAAUGUUUGCAUGUUACCAUCAGUUAUACUUAAAGCAGAUCAUGCAGCCACACUAUAUUGUAUUGUAUUGUUCACCACAGUGGAAUGUUUUUGGGGGCACUGCUGGAAAAAUGAAACGUCUCGCGCUGGGAGACCAAAUUGCUGUUUUUGCCACUAAAUCAUGCAGGUAUGUAUGGCCUGAGAAGGAUUUAAAAUCACGGUGUUGUACAAAGCCCCAGUUGGAAGUGUAAUGACACCAUUAUAAGAUAGGAUCCUUGACUUUGUUAUGUUGAAUGGGACAUAUCAUGAACAUCUCACUUUCCUAUUGCUUCUGCACUUAGAGUCCAUAUCAGGAAAGCCUACCUCUGCACAAACUGAGAAAUAAGAUAACCCAGUUAGAUUCAACAAGUCAUUCAGGUUUGGCUUCCCUUCGUAUGUCACAUGUAGCCUCAUUAGAAUAUACUCCCUCUCCAGCUUUACAAGUACCUUUGCAAAGUUGCGUCAUAUUCUUUUCGCAAGCCAAUUAAAGCAGACUUGGCUUUUUCAAGACGAGGUCUUAAAGAGACAGGCGCUCAAACGGACUGUUUUGGACAGACACUGAGUAGAGAGUUAUUUAGAGUGACAGAAUGAGAAAAAUAAUGUGUUUGUUGAACAUUGAAGCAUGAAAAGAUGAUCGAUUACAACCCAUAAAACAAGUAAGAGCCUGAAAAUGAGCAUGAUAUGUCUCCUUUAAAGUUGCUUUUGAGCACUAUAGCUUAAUCAGGGAGUGUACCUAAGGUUAAGAUAAGGCUGGUGAUAUUCCAUAUUUUCGUUUUACAGAAAAUUCUGUUAAAAGACCAAACAAAGGUUUAUUUGUUAGUACUACGCUGUCUUAGAGUACGACUUGGAGUAUAAAUCUUUAUAAACGGCUUGCAAAAUUGUACUUUCCCUCGUUAAAAGAAAGUGAUUUUGUUUUUCUUGUAGACUAAGCUGCAGAUUAAUUCAAAUUUGGUGCAUUAGUGAGUAUUGAAAGCAGCAGGACAGUGUGUGGCAUUGACCAAAAUGAAACCCAAGUUCAUUCAAAUGAAGGUCACCCUGCUGAAGUAUUUAAGACUUCCACUUUAGACUUGGCUACAAAGAUUGUACAGAAUGAUGAACUGCUGGUUUUCAGGGGUUGUCUUUACAAUAAUUAAAGUAUAGAAUAUCACAAGACUUCACCUUUAACACGUAGCCUACAGAUAAGUGAACAUUUAAGGGAAAAAUGAAAAGAUUUGUAGCAAAAUUAAACAAAGGACAUGUCUUUAUACAGGGUACAGAGUAGAAGAGGGUCUAUGCCAAGAAGCAUUGAAGCUUUUCCUAAUUGUCACUCAUCUGCAUAAGGCCGUUUAUUACAUUCAAAGUGGAAAACUUGAAGGAUAUGUCUGUCAGUAUUCCACCGACAACAUUCUGUAUGUCAGUGCACUUCACUGCUGUACAUUUCUCACCUGUAACACUAGUGACAAUAUUAAUGUAUUUCAUUUGUGAAUGUUAUCUACUUGUAUUUCUCACUACAAAGAGCAUUUGUAGUAUUGUGCUGUAUCACAUUUUUGGGGAUUUCAGUGCCAUAGAGAUCAUCCUGAAAUCAUUUACGAAUGUUUGCCAACUGUGAUGGUGGAGAUCUUUAUCAACGUGUGGUCACAUCUGAAUGCUGUACAAAGAGGAUUUUUCAUGAUCCCUUCUGGAAGUUGUGAAGCUGCUGAGACCGACUCAACAUCCUGGCUUGUGUAACCACUCUAAAUACAGACAUGACCUGUAGCAUGUCGAGCUUGUGGUCAACGCUGCUGUUUGAAUUUUGAAAAUGUAAAAAAAAAGUUGACUUAUUGAAGAGACCAGCAUGAUUUGCACAAUUAAACUACAUACCACUUCA
This is a messenger RNA of Gymnodraco acuticeps, 3975 nucleotides long. It is a transcript of the gene dipk1aa, whose product is annotated as divergent protein kinase domain 1Aa. The record is from RefSeq and is a predicted model, not a curated record. The coding region runs from base 474 to 1763 and encodes 429 amino acids. The transcript is spliced from 6 exons. Lineage: Eukaryota; Metazoa; Chordata; Actinopteri; Perciformes; Bathydraconidae.